Stegastes partitus (bicolor damselfish) is the source of this 671-nucleotide messenger RNA. Its product is annotated as probable cyclin-dependent serine/threonine-protein kinase DDB_G0278487. The coding region runs from base 20 to 553 and encodes 177 amino acids. Lineage: Eukaryota; Metazoa; Chordata; Actinopteri; Pomacentridae. The transcript has 6 exons. The record is from RefSeq and is a predicted model, not a curated record.
CAACUUUAUCUCCACAGUCAUGAAGGAGAUUCUGUCAGAGUUUGGUCUGCAGGGCGUCAGCCACAGUUUCACUCCCACGAAGGUUCCCAACGUUCGCUAUGAGCUCAGCGACUCGGCUCCGUCCAACCAACCGAAGAACACUGCAGCCAACGCACAGGUGUUUGUCCACAGAGACUUCAGUGCAGUCCGAGAUCAGGCCAUGAAAAUGAUCCAGACAGCCUUCACUCUGCUGGACCAGGAGUUCCAGAAGCUGGACCGAGAGAAGUCGGAGUUGUCUAAAGCUGCUGCAGCUCUGCAGAGAGACAAGGCAGCUCACGACGCUCACAGAGAACAACAGCAACAGGAGCUGCAGGAGAUGCUGGACAGGCAUCGCUCUCAGAAUGAGGCUUGGCUUCGCGCGAGAGCUGAAGAAAACGAUCGAGAGAGGAGGGAGCUCUGCAGACUCCGAGAGGAGGUGCUGCAGGAGCAGGAGAGGCUGAAGGAGGAGCAGAGCAGCAUCCAGAAACGCAGCGAACAUCUGCUCUCCAUCAUGCAGCAGUUCAAGGGAAUGUAGAUGGUUGGUGUUUACCUCGACUGUCCGCUAUGUUUCAUCUGAAAGUGGACAUCAUUAGACUUUUGGAAAAGGAAAACUCUCGAGCAGUUCCUGUGUUUCACUCAAUAAACGUAUAUUU